CGCUGCCGGCGGAUCGCGCUGGAGCGGCCGCGGCUGCUGCGGAAGAAAGAAAAAGGCAAACAGCGGCCCGGCAGCCGGCGGAGCAGCGCCCGGCCCCGGCGGAGCGCCGGAGUGCGGAGCCGCCCAGAUAUUUUUUGAGUGCCUACUAUGUGCCAGCCUGUGCUACGCACUGGGGACACCAGUGGAAAAUCCCGACGUGUUCCCUGCUCUCCUGGUGCUCAUCACCCUGUGAGAGUUAUGUUAUGCCCAGACCAGCAGAGGGCUCCAUGAGGAUUCAUAGAAGAUGCCCCGCCUGUUGGCGCCUUUGGUGCUGCUUCCGGCGUGGCUCAUGAUGGUCGCCUGCAGCCCCCACUCCCUGAGGAUCGCUGCGAUCUUGGAUGACCCCAUGGAGUGCAGCAGAGGGGAGCGGCUCUCCAUCACCCUGGCCAAGAACCGCAUCAACCGUGCUCCCGAGAGGCUGGGCAAGGCCAAAGUCGAAGUGGACAUCUUUGAGCUUCUCAGAGACAGCGAGUACGAGACUGCAGAAACCAUGUGUCAGAUCCUCCCCAAAGGGGUGGUCGCCGUCCUGGGACCAUCUUCCAGCCCAGCCUCCAGCUCCAUCAUCAGCAACAUCUGUGGGGAGAAGGAGGUCCCUCAUUUCAAAGUGGCCCCCGAGGAGUUUAUCAAGUUCCAGUUCCAGAGGUUCACAACCCUGAACCUCCACCCCAGCAACACCGACAUCAGCGUGGCUGUCGCUGGGAUCCUGAACUUCUUCAACUGCACCACCGCCUGCCUCAUCUGUGCCAAAGCAGAAUGCCUUUUAAACCUAGAGAAGCUGCUCCGGCAGUUCCUCAUCUCCAAGGACACACUGUCGGUCCGGAUGCUGGACGACACCCGGGACCCCACCCCACUCCUCAAGGAGAUCCGCGACGACAAGACGGCCACCAUCAUCAUCCACGCCAACGCCUCCAUGUCCCACACCAUCCUGCUGAAGGCAGCUGAACUAGGGAUGGUGUCAGCCUAUUACACAUACAUCUUCACUAAUCUGGAGUUCUCGCUCCAGAGGAUGGACAGCCUCGUCGAUGAUCGUGUCAACAUCCUAGGAUUUUCCAUUUUCAACCAGUCGCAUGCGUUCUUCCAAGAGUUUGCCCAGAGCCUCAACCAGUCCUGGCAGGAGAACUGUGACCACGUGCCCUUCACCGGGCCUGCGCUCUCCUCGGCCCUGCUGUUUGACGCCGUCUACGCUGUGGUGACCGCGGUGCAGGAGCUGAACCGGAGCCAGGAGAUCGGUGUGAAGCCCCUGUCCUGCGGCUCGGCCCAGAUCUGGCAGCAUGGCACCAGCCUUAUGAACUACCUGCGCAUGGUAGAAUUGGAAGGUCUCACCGGCCACAUUGAAUUCAACAGCAAAGGCCAGAGGUCCAACUAUGCCUUGAAAAUCCUACAGUUCACAAAGAAUGGUUUCCAGCAGAUCGGCCAGUGGCACGUGGCAAAUGGCCUCAGCAUGGACAGCCGCCCCUACGCCUCCAACGUCUCCGACAGUCUCUUCAACACCACCCUGGUUGUCACCACCAUCCUGGAAAACCCGUAUCUAAUGCUGAAGGGGAACCACCAGGAGAUGGAAGGCAAUGACCGCUACGAGGGCUUCUGUGUGGACAUGCUCAAGGAGCUGGCGGAGAUCCUGCGGUUCAACUACAAGAUCCGCCUGGUCGGGGAUGGCGUGUACGGUGUUCCUGAGGCCAAUGGCACCUGGACAGGAAUGGUCGGGGAGCUGAUCGCUAGGAAGGCAGAUCUGGCAGUGGCAGGCCUCACCAUCACCGCUGAACGCGAGAAGGUGAUUGAUUUCUCCAAGCCAUUCAUGACUCUGGGAAUUAGCAUUCUUUAUCGAGUUCAUAUGGGACGCAAACCUGGCUACUUCUCCUUCCUGGACCCGUUCUCUCCCGGCGUCUGGCUCUUCAUGCUUCUCGCCUAUCUGGCUGUCAGCUGCAUCCUCUUCCUUGUGGCCCGGUUGACCCCCUACGAGUGGUACAGCCCCCACCCGUGUGCCCAGGGCCGGUGCCGCCUCCUGGUGAACCAGUACUCCCUCGGCAACAGCCUCUGGUUUCCGGUCGGGGGCUUCAUGCAGCAGGGCUGCGCCAUCGCCCCUCGAGCCUUGUCCACCCGCUGUGUCAGUGGCGUCUGGUGGGCAUUCACGCUGAUCAUCAUCUCAUCCUACACGGCCAACCUGGCAGCCUUCCUCACCGUGCAGCGCAUGGAUGUGCCCAUUGAGUCAGUGGAUGACCUGGCUGAUCAGACCGCCAUUGAGUACGGCACAAUUCACGGAGGCUCCAGCAUGACCUUCUUCCAAAAUUCCCGCUAUCAGACCUACCAGCGCAUGUGGAACUACAUGUAUUCCAAGCAGCCGAGUGUGUUUGUGAAGAGCACGGAGGAGGGAAUCGCCAGGGUGUUGAAUGCCAACUACGCCUUCCUUCUGGAGUCCACCAUGAAUGAGUACUAUCGGCAGCGAAACUGCAACCUCACUCAGAUUGGGGGCCUGCUGGACACCAAGGGCUAUGGGAUUGGCAUGCCAGUCGGUUCGGUUUUCCGAGACGAGUUUGAUCUAGCCAUUCUCCAGCUGCAGGAGAACAACCGCCUGGAAAUUCUGAAGCGCAAAUGGUGGGAAGGAGGCCGAUGUCCCAAGGAGGAAGAUCACAGAGCCAAAGGACUGGGAAUGGAGAAUAUUGGUGGAAUCUUUGUGGUUCUUAUUUGUGGCUUAAUCGUGGCCAUUUUUAUGGCUAUGUUGGAGUUUUUAUGGACUCUCCGACACUCAGAAGCUACCGAGGUGUCCGUGUGCCAGGAGAUGGUGUCCGAGCUGCGCAGCAUCGUCCUGUGUCAGGACAGCGUCCACCCCCGCCGGCGGCGCUCGGGGGUCCCGCCGCCCCGGCCCCCGGCCCCCGAGGAGCGCCAGCCCCGGGGCACCGCGACGCUCAGCAACGGCAAGCUGUGCGGGGCCGGGGAGCCCGACCCGCUGGCGCAGAGACUGGCCCAGGAGGCCGCCCUGGUGGCCCGCGGCUGCGCACACAUCCGGGUGUGCCCCGAGUGCCGCCGGUUCCAGGGCCUGCGGGCGCGGCCGUCGCCGGCGCGCAGCGACGAGAGCCUGGAGUGGGACAAGGCCACCAACAGCAGCGAGCCCGAGUAGCCGCCGCGCCGCCCCGGACCGCGGACCCGGCACCCUCACCCAGAGGGCAAAGGGCCGGAGGCAGCGCGCCGGCGCGGGAGCUGCGGCCGCCGGAGACGUGCGCCCGGGGGCGAGGGCACGCCUCCCUGCCCGCCCCGACG
Molecule: messenger RNA, 3294 nt
Organism: Manis pentadactyla (Chinese pangolin)
Lineage: Eukaryota; Metazoa; Chordata; Mammalia; Pholidota; Manidae
Gene: GRIK4
Product: glutamate ionotropic receptor kainate type subunit 4
Exons: 21
Coding region: 284-3154 (956 amino acids)
Biological process (GO): modulation of chemical synaptic transmission; monoatomic ion transport; synaptic transmission, glutamatergic
Cellular component (GO): kainate selective glutamate receptor complex; postsynaptic membrane; presynaptic membrane
Molecular function (GO): kainate selective glutamate receptor activity; transmitter-gated monoatomic ion channel activity involved in regulation of postsynaptic membrane potential
Source: RefSeq, a predicted model, not a curated record